Messenger RNA from Anopheles darlingi, 508 nucleotides. RefSeq names its product electron transfer flavoprotein regulatory factor 1 (gene osi). Lineage: Eukaryota; Metazoa; Arthropoda; Insecta; Diptera; Culicidae. The record is from RefSeq and is a predicted model, not a curated record. Bases 101 to 352 code for a protein of 83 amino acids. Gene Ontology annotation, biological process: respiratory electron transport chain. The transcript has 2 exons. Gene Ontology annotation, cellular component: mitochondrion.
AACCCUUAUUCGAUCCGCCGUAAAUGUUUGUUUAUGUUUCUGGUCGUAAGAUUUAACGCAAAACCAGCAUCUCUCACUAAACACAACCUGCGGACCAACGAUGGCCGAUCAACGGCGACGUGUUCUGGAUCUUUACAAGAGGCUCCAGUAUAUGGGCCGCGAGUAUCCGGGAGGGCCGGACAAAUUUCGGCAACGUUGCUACAACGCCUUCAAGCGACAGAGCACCGAAACGGACCCGAACAAGAUCCAGAAGGCCAUCGAUCUGGGCGAGUACGUUGUGAAAGAGAUUGAAGCACUUUACAGCUUGCGGAAGUACCGGGCCAUGAAACGACGGUAUUACGAUGAGAAAUGAUGAAAAGCUGUUCCGUGCCGAGGUUUGGGAUGGGUGAAUAUUGUCCAUUCCCUGGAAGAAAGGCGGUGGAUAUGCGUGCAGGUACCUUUAUAUCUAUUAUGCAAUUUAAAGCACUAAAAGUGCCUUCAUAAAAUACAGUUGCUUUAACCAACUGAG